Molecule: messenger RNA, 2943 nt
Organism: Hypomesus transpacificus
Lineage: Eukaryota; Metazoa; Chordata; Actinopteri; Osmeriformes; Osmeridae
Product: protein IWS1 homolog
Exons: 16
Coding region: 403-2529 (708 amino acids)
Biological process (GO): poly(A)+ mRNA export from nucleus
Cellular component (GO): nucleus
Source: RefSeq, a predicted model, not a curated record
AGUGAUCUCUUGUGCACUGACACCAUUUUGAUCAACAUUCGAGGUGUAGUGUUUCAGAUAAUUUUGUUUUCUGUUGAAACAAUUUUUUAUUUCUUGUAGCAAACGGCCAUAAAUGUCCGGCAAGAUAUUCUGCUUGUUGGGCUUUUUUGCAAGCUUGAUCUGACCUCUGUAAUACAGUGCCGAUAAACGUGCUACCACGACGUUUCGCUACAGUAGCUACUGCGGUAGCUUGUUAGCUAGCCAGCUAACAUAGUCAGGCCUAUUGAAGCAUCGGAAUAUGCGACGGAUUGCACAUUUCCGAAAUAUUUAGAUUGUUGUUGAUGAAAUAGCUAUAAAUCUGAUCAUAGGCAGGGCUUAUCUGCACCGUUGAUUUAUCUGCCAUUGUGUCUUGAAUUUGGACACAUGGACGGCGAAGAGGAUGAUUUCAUGUCUGGAAACCACUCGGAUGAUGGCGGUGGCACGCCAGUUCAGGACGAACAUGCCCCUUGUUCUGACGGCGAGGAGAUGAGGAGCGAGCGACAUCAUUCAGAGGAUGAGGGCGAUGGAGCUGGCCAUGUCAUGGGGAGGAAUGGUACGGCUAGCGGCUCAGACAACGAGGGAAACAAAGACGCGGACAGCAUCUCUGAGGGGGAGGCAGCAGCACACAACAGCGACUCAGAGGCAGAGCCUCCCCAACCUGUAGACAGCGACGAGGAGUCACCACUCAAGCGAAGAGCCACAACAUCUGACAACGAGGGUUCCCCAGUCAAACGUCUUGGCAGCCCAUCAGACAACAAGGGCUCUCCAGGCCAUCGACCAGGGACCCCAUCAGACAAUGAGGAGUCUCCCAUCAAGGAAAGAGACAUUACAUUUGACAAUGAGGGGUCCCCAGUCAAACGUCAAGGAAGCACCUCUGACAUGGAGGAGUCAGGGCCAAAAGUGCCCGGGAGUGACUCUGAACAUGAGGACCACCCCCAGCCUCAGGCUAGGCAGUCAAAUGCAGGCAGUGACUCUGACACAGAAGUGCCAAAACACAAGAAACCGAUAGAGUCUGAUGACGAGGAGACUGAGAAACCAGAGGAGGGAAAAGGCAAGUGGAAGGCCGUGAUGCACUCAGACAGCGAGGACGAGGAGGAAGGUCCGAUGAAGGCGGCAGGCAGUGACCAGGAGGGGGAGAGUCGACUCCAACCAACAGCCAAUGAUAGUGAGGAUAAUGAAGACAAGCCUGUAAAGAGAAAGAAAGCCAUUCUGUCAGACAGCGAAGAUGAGGAAGAGAAAGCUGACAAACCAGCUGCAAAGAAGAACCGUGCCGUCUCUGACGACGACAACUCAGACAGCGACGCUGGGUCGGAUGCACCUGACAAGAGCAUGGCUGCCAAACUCAGGGAACUGGGAUCCGACAGUGAGGAUGAGGAAGACAAGGAUGGGGCAGAAAAGAAGGAUGAGAAAACGCUAUUUGGCAGCGACAGUGACUCUGGAGAUGAAGAGGAGAAAAUGAUUGCAGACAUCUUCGGGGAAUCUGGAGAUGAGGAAGGAGAAGAGUUUACGGGUUUCAACCAGGAGGAUCUGGAGGGAGAGAAAAACAAAGCACAGGCGUCUGCCAAGAAGGCUGUGGAGGACGACUCUGACUCCGAUGACGGCGUGGAUCGAGGCGGCAAAGACACCAGUUUCAUGUCCGACUUUGACGUGAUGCUGGCCCGCAAAAAGGCCCAGAGUGGGAAGAGGAGAAGGAACCGGGACGGCGGGACGUUCAUCAGUGACGCUGACGAUGUGGUCAGCGCCAUGAUCACCAAGAUGAACGAGGCGGCAGAGGAGGAUAGAACACUGAACAGUCAGAAGAAACCAGCACUCAAAAAGCUGACCCUUCUCCCUACAGUGGUCAUGCACCUAAAAAAACAGGAUCUCAAGGAGACUUUCAUCGACAGUGGCGUGAUGUCCGCUAUCAAGGAGUGGAUCAGCCCUCUCCCAGACAAGAGUCUCCCCGCUCUCAAAAUCAGAGAGGAACUCCUCAGGAUUCUACAGGAACUUCCCAGUGUAAGCCAGGAGACUCUCAAACACAGUGGGAUUGGCCGGUCUGUGAUGUUCCUGUACAAACACCCCAAAGAGUCACGCCCCAACAAGGACGUCGCCCUCAAGCUCAUCAAUGAGUGGUCGCGACCCAUAUUUGGCUUGACCUCCAACUACAAGGGUAUGACCAGAGAGGAGAGACAACAGAGAGACCUCGACCAGCAGAUGCCUCAGCGCAGACGCCUCAGCUCAGGGGGUCAGACUCCACGCAGAGAUCUAGAGAAAGUGCUGACAGGGGAGGAGAAAGCCCUACGUCCUGGAGACCCAGGGUUCUGUGCCCGUGCUAGGGUUCCCAUGCCAUCCAACAAGGACUAUGUGGUUCGGCCCAAAUGGAACGUGGAGGUCGAGUCCAGCCGGAGUGGCUUUAAGAAAGGGCUGAGUCGAUUGGAGAAGCACAAGCGGCGCAUUGCAGAGGAGAGGAAGAGAAGGCGCCUACAGGGAGCGGUGAAGAUCAGUGUGGAGGGAAACCAUAUGCCCCUAUAGUACCUACUAUCACCACUGGGGGGCAGGUCCAUUAAAGAAAGGCAUGUCUCGGGUGGACAAACAGAUGCGUCGUUUUGCAGACAUCAAGCGUAUGAAAAAGACGGGCCACGCCGUGAAGAUCAGCGUCCAGGGAAACCACAUGCCCCUCUGAUAUUUUAAAGUGUUUAGUAGUUAUUUUUUCCUCUGCUUUUGUUGCUUUAAGGUCAUUUUAAGCCUCACUCUGCCCGGCCUGAGUCUUUGAAUGUAUGAUAAUGUCUUCACAGGCUUGGCCGGUCCUCAUCAGUCCUUUGGACUUCUAGGACACAUAUUGUCCAUUUCAUGUAUGUUAACCCUCUACAGGAGCAGUCUGGAUAUGUCUCCACAGUGUGCCAGCUCAGAUGUUACUUUCCUAAUAAAGAGGGUUCCACCAUCCUU